AGUCUUUGGUUGGGGAGAGGCCCCCAUGUGGGUGAUAAAGCGGAAGAUGUCCAGGGGAGUUGAGCCAAAUGGAUGCGAUGCGUGUGUAUGUAUGCGUGCGCGCGCGCCCCCCACCGAAAGUAGUCUCCUCCUCUUCUGGCAACUUGAACCUAUGACUGCAAAGCUCUCUUUACAACUAUCAACAGACUGCGAGUGCGUGUCUCUCUGUGUAGUGAAAGGGGGGUGCGGCAGCGAGGCGGGGGACACGCAUUUGAGGCAGAAGUCUCGGUGCGUUCCAUAGGCUAGGAACCCAGGCGUCCUCUCCUCCUUUCCACCCUUGUUUAUAGUGAACUGCCGUACAAAGUUGGAGUGACUGGUUCAGAAGACAUCUGUCCACUGCCUUUCUUCCUACGGACCAGCCCGUUGGGUCUCGGGACGGGGGUAGUAGGCGUGCAGAGCCCUGCGGAGCGGAUGGACUUGUGGACAGGUUGGGGAGCCCCGCGGGGUUCCUGCGGUCACCCGGGAGAUCCCGAAGGUCAGCUGCAGUGAAGACCCGAAGGCCGAUCCAACCUGUGCGGCUCUUCGGGGAGAAAGCGGGGGAAAAGGGGAAGGGGUCCUGCAGCUGAGAAUCGGAAGUUCGCGACCAUGGUCCCCAAAUUGUGGUUGUUCGUGUUCCUCGGAGCCUGCGCAUCUGGGAUCCCGCAUUGGGAUGGAGCUGCUCUCCAGGGCCAGAGGAACAGCUCCGGCCGGCUGCAGUGGGAAUCCCAGUGUCAGUACCAACUGCGCCAUCUUCAGGACGGAGCCAGAAUUACGGCGCUGCUCCCUCCAAGGCUGGAGGGUCACUGGAUCUCCACCAGCUGUGAGGUGCGUCCAGGGCCAGAGUUCCUCACCAGGUCAUACAUGUUCUACUCAAACCGCCUGUUUAAAGCGUACCAGUUCUACUACCAGGACCCUUCCUGCCGAGAACCCUUGUACUCCCUGCUCAUCAAAGGCAAGCUCCGCCUCCGCCAGGCGUCCUGGAUAACGCGAGGGGCCACAGAAGCCAGCUACCACCUGCACAAGGUCGGCAUCGUCUUCCACAGCCAGAGCGCUGUCGUGGAGAUAGCAGAGCGCAUCAAUCGGACAGGUGGCAGAGGCUGUGGUAAACUACUCCCCCCAGGGAGGUCCUGGAUUCCAGGCACUGUCUAUGAACUCCUGAGUGCCAAGGCUGAAAUAGACUGUACUGGGGCCCUGGGCUUUGCCAUGCAUGAACUCAGCCUGAUCCGAGUGGAAAGGCACUACAAGCUGCAGCAGAUGCCAGGCAGUAGGGUGGUGGAGGAGCUGUAUCUGGGUGACAUCCACACAGAAUGGUCAGAAAGGCUUCACUACCGACCCACCGGGUACCAACGCCCACUCCAGAGUGCCAUGCACCACUCACACCCUUGCCCAGCUUGUGGAAUCAUCUACCGUUCGGAUGAACACCACCCCCCAAUCCUGCCCCACAGGGCGACGUUGCCCCUGCGGCUCGGUGGUAAGUGGGUCAGCCUGCGGUGCGAGGUCCGGCCCGCGGUGCUCUUCCUGACCAGACUCUUCACGUUCCACGGCGGUAACCGGACGUGGGAAGGCUAUUAUCACCACUACUCCGACCCUGCUUGCCGACAGCCCACAUUCACCGUGUAUGCCUCUGGGCACUACAACAAGGGCACCCUGUCCACCAAGGUCAGAGGCGGCACGGAGCUGACAUUCCGGGUCACCCGGGCCCGUGUGACCCCCAUGGAUCAGGUCACGGCAGCGAUGCUGAAUGCCUCACACCCAGGGAGCUGCGGGGAUGCAGGGUCCUGGGCCCUUGGAGUCGAGCAGGACGUCACCCCAACCAACGGGUGCUCGCCCCUGGGCAUCAAGCUCCCUCAUGUGGAGUUUGAACUCUUUAAAAUUGAACAAGACCUAAGAGGACAAAGCCUGCUGUUCAUUGGAGAGAGGCCUACAGAUGGCUCCAACCCAGACAUCCCAGAGAAGCGUCCUACUUCCUAUCAGGAUCCUUUGGUCCAGUGUGCUGGAGCAUCUGGCGGCUUUUCUAGACAACUUCAUCACAGUCAUCAGCCGGAAAAAUAUAGUGGCAGGAACAGAUCAUCAAAAGUACAUUCUAUGGGCAGCCUACUUCUGAUCACAGCCCUGACAUUUUUAAGGUGGGACUUAAAUUGAUCGAAUUGUUGGCUCCCCAAGCAGGAGGGAAUUCCCUCUAGAAUCUGAGACAUGCCUCCAGGCACAUUUCCAAGAUCAGCACCUUUUCUAAUCCCCGAGACUUGCUUAAAUAUGGACAGAGGAAGGGUGGUAUUCUUGAGAUUAAACACAGUUUACAAAUGUCCACUCCCAAGUUACUGAGUAAUGCUGAUUCAGUUGAACUCAGCAGUUCAUACUAAACCUGGUGAUGUAAAUUAAAGAUGCUGCCUUGAGUUUUAAGUGGCCUGUAGUCAGAGGCAACCUCAGCCUCUCAAAGUGCUGCCAGAAUUCUGUGCUUCUCAAAUUCAAAAUUUCCACCCUAGAAAUGUCCAGCCUUCCAGGACCUCUGUUAAUGAGGUAGGGUUCUUCCUAAGGGGCACUCCCUUUGGUCUCAUUCGAAACUAAGGAAUUCAAAGACAUCUGAGACAGGUUAACCAGACACUACCCCUUCCAGAUUACACACAGGCAAGUUUACUAUUAACUUUUGUUUAACUCCCUUGGGCAUUUUAAGCUACUGGAUAGCCAAAAAGCUCAUAUGGAUUUUUGGCAUAGUUUUUUCUUCAUCAGAAAAUUUCCAUUUCUUUAAAUAUUAGUAAAAGAAUAAAUGGCAUGGAUAUCUUAUAGGUGGAUGGCUUUAGAUCCAUUUUUAUUAUUAUUUAGAUCCAUUUUACAAAGAGGUAAAUGGCAAAUCUAGAAAAUGAAUUUUGUUGUAAUUCUUUAGUUAUUUGUAACCAGUACCCAGAUGGAUAAGGAUAUUUCUUGGGUUCUUAACAUUUUUUUUUGUCACAAAAUCUCUCUUAGAAAGAUAUUUUCAAGUGCAUAAAACAAUAUACAUAGGAUUAAAAAGAAAAUCAAUUAUAUUAAAAUGUUAUUUAAAUAUUUUUAAAAGCCAUCAGGCUCCAGGUUAAUAACUCUUGGAUUAUUUGAUUCCUAAGAUUUUUUUUUUUUUAAAUCUUUGUAUCCACAGCAUCUUGUACACUAUAGAAGCUUAUUCCUUGAAUCAUAUUGUCAAGGUUCUUUUUGACCAAGGCCUACAAAUCUCUGUUAAACAACCUGAAGUGUGAAUUUACUUAUGUGGUACAGAUAGAGUGGCCUAUAAAUGGGGAUGAGGGUGGUGGUGGUGGAAAUAUAACUGAAGUAUCAUUUUCAUAUUCUAAAAAUUCCUCAAGCAUGAUGAACUCAAGAAGAAUUGAGAAACAUUUUAAUGAUUUCCUCCUUUCACCCUCCAUCCCUACUUUCAUCACUUACAUUACAUAUUUUAAGAUUCAAAUCCAGGUCUUAUAAGUGACUUUGUGAACUUGGAAUGAAGCCCCUUUCCUUUGCUGGUCUGGUUCCCUCAUUUGUAAAAUGAGAGGGUUUUUAGAUAUUUCUGAAGUUCUUUCCAGUUCUGGAUGAUAUGAUAGACCCAUUGUCUUUAAAGCAAGUACUGCUUUCCACUAGAAUUCAUCAUUCUGAUCCAUUUAUUUUGUUCAACUGGCAUCUGCAGAAAAAGCCUCAUUUGACUUCUCUGACCAUU
Sarcophilus harrisii (Tasmanian devil) is the source of this 3694-nucleotide messenger RNA. It is a transcript of the gene APCDD1L, whose product is annotated as APC down-regulated 1 like. Gene Ontology annotation, molecular function: Wnt-protein binding. Gene Ontology annotation, cellular component: plasma membrane. The record is from RefSeq and is a predicted model, not a curated record. The transcript has 4 exons. The coding region runs from base 625 to 2160 and encodes 511 amino acids. Lineage: Eukaryota; Metazoa; Chordata; Mammalia; Dasyuromorphia; Dasyuridae. Gene Ontology annotation, biological process: negative regulation of Wnt signaling pathway.